Molecule: messenger RNA, 808 nt
Organism: Cercospora beticola
Lineage: Eukaryota; Fungi; Ascomycota; Dothideomycetes; Mycosphaerellales; Mycosphaerellaceae
Cellular component (GO): myosin II complex
Molecular function (GO): calcium ion binding
Source: RefSeq, a predicted model, not a curated record
CGACAACAUCCAUCUCGUAUUUGCAUCCCAUAUCCUGGCCACAUUGCCAAGCCCCCACAAGCCGAGUACACACAUCACAUCUCACCAGUACCCAUACCAUGGACAAGCUCAGCGAAGAAGAGAAGCAGCACUAUCGCGAAGCCUUCUCAGUCUUCGACAAGAACGGUGAUGGCGAAAUCUCCGCCGCCGAACUCGGCGACGUGAUGCGCUCCCUAGGCCUCAAACCCACCGACGGCGAACUCCAAGACAUGCUCCACGAAGUCGACUCCGAUAACAGCGGUUCAAUUGAUAUCAAUGAAUUCCUCGUCCUCAUGUCCCACGUCGGCAGUGCCCAAGACACCGAAGACGAACUCCUCAACGCCUUCCGCGUCUUCGACAAAGACAAUUCCGGCACAAUUUCCGCCUCGGAAAUGCGCGAAGUGCUGAAAGCUCUGGGCGAAGAUUUGACCGAUAAGGAAAUUAAUGAGAUUAUGAGUGCCGCAGACACAGAUGGAGACAAGACGAUUGAUUUCGAGGAGUUCAAGAAGAUUAUGCAGGAUCCGAAGUUGUCUUAGUUGCCACUUUGGGAAGAGUGAGGCCGGGAGAAGCAUUCGAGGAAGAAAGGCGGAGAUCACAUCCAGGCGCGGUUCUCUCAAAUGCACCGUGAACGAAUCAAAAAAGGGUGGAUGGGUCUGAAAUGGAGUUCACGCAUUCGGUAAUGAUACCAAAGGAAGAAAAGAAAAAGAGACAAUGUAAGCUUGCUCCUUCACAGCUUCUCAAUGCAAGGACUUGUCAAUACAAGCCUAGUCGCGAUUUUAUCCCAGAACCU